CUCAACGAGGGCAACACCUACCCUGAGACUGUCCCUGCUUCGGCCGCUGGCCAGCCUUUGCUCGACUUCCUCGUCGACCGCUACGCCCACUCGACUCGCGAGGCGUGGACGUCCCACUGCAGAGCCGGCCGCCUUCGGCUCAACGGCACGCCUGCCACGGCCGACUGCCUGCUCCGCGAGGGCCAGCGGCUCGAGUACCACCGACCUCCUUGGCGCGAGCCGGCGGCGCCACGGUGGCUUUGGACGCUCUUCGCAGACGAGCACGCCGUGGUGCUCUGCAAGCCGAGCGGCCUUCCCACGCUGCCGUCGGAGCUCUACCACGACAGCACGGUGCUCUCUCUGCUGCGGCGCGGCGGCGAGCCAGUCCCAAGCCCCGUCCACCGGCUCGGCGUCGGCACCUCGGGCCUGCUACUCUGCGCGGCGUCUGCUCUCGGGCGGCGCGCCCUCUCCGUCGCCCUGCAGGAGCGACGCGUGUCGAAGACGUACCGCGCUCUCGUGCAGGGCCUGGUCGCGGGCGAGACGCUCGACAUCGACUGCCCGAUCGGGCCGGUGCCGCACGCGGCCGCCUUUGGCGGAUCGUGCGGCGAGGUUUGCGCGGCCCGGCCAGAGGGCGGCGCCGGGUGCAAGGCGGCGCGCUCGCACCUCCGCGUCGUGCGGCGCGAUGCGUCUGCGGCGGGCGGCGCUGGCGCGACGCUCGUUGAGGUGCGGAUACCGACUGGCCGGCCGCACCAGAUCCGAAUCCACACCGCGUACGCAGGCCACCCGCUGGUUGGGGACCCGCUCUACUGUCGCGGCGGGCUGCCGCGGGGAGGG
Emiliania huxleyi CCMP1516 is the source of this 813-nucleotide messenger RNA. RefSeq lists its product as hypothetical. The annotation marks the transcript as partial. The record is from RefSeq and is a predicted model, not a curated record. Gene Ontology annotation, molecular function: pseudouridine synthase activity; RNA binding. Gene Ontology annotation, biological process: pseudouridine synthesis. The transcript has a single exon. Lineage: Eukaryota; Haptophyta; Isochrysidales; Noelaerhabdaceae.